This is a messenger RNA of Culicoides brevitarsis, 1041 nucleotides long. It is a transcript of the gene Obp59a, whose product is annotated as general odorant-binding protein 71. Lineage: Eukaryota; Metazoa; Arthropoda; Insecta; Diptera; Ceratopogonidae. Gene Ontology annotation, molecular function: odorant binding. The transcript has a single exon. Bases 86 to 1033 code for a protein of 315 amino acids. The record is from RefSeq and is a predicted model, not a curated record.
AAAGUUGAGUGAUUUUGAGUGAGUGAAUGCUUAAAAAGUUCUAAAGAAUUGGAACGGAAGUGCUGACAAGUAUUUAAGCGACUUGAUGAGCAAACGGGCUUUUCAUUCAGUCCCAAACUCGACAAAUGUAAAGAUGAAACACGGAGUUUUGCUGCUUUUUGUAGCAGUUUUGUACGUUUUGAGCCAAAAAGCUCUCGGAUUACGAUGCCGAACUGAUGAAGGAAUAUCCAGAGAUGACUCCCGACGAGUAACUAGAACUUGUAUGCGACGCAUAACGAUGGAAGACAGCGAAAAUUACGACGAAUAUGAGAAUUAUGACUCGAAUGAGAGUGGAAAUGCGGAUUAUGGACAAAAUUCGCACUCCAGAAACAACAAUCGAGGCAGAAAUAGUAACAACAGAGGCAAUUCCCAUCACAAUAAUCGCCGAAAUCAUCAUGAAAGAGGACAUAAUCAAGGUUAUGACUACGGAAACAACAGAAAUGGCAACCAAAAUUGGAAUGGAGACUACAACGGAGGUCGACGUUACAAGAGACAACUGUUAACUUACCCUUCUGGAAUGGCAUUUAGUCAAUAUAACCCCUUUGGAGGCAAUUCUGGGCCCGGAUAUGACUUCAAUCGGAACCAAUAUCCAUCCCAAAAUAGUAAUUUUGACUUUUUUCAAGGGUCGGAGAGUGGAAAUAACUAUAAUAAUCGAAAUAAUAACAACAAUUACAACAACCGAGGCAGUUACAAUGGGAACGACAACGCAAAUAAAUCGUGUUUGAUGCAAUGUUUCUUCGAAGAGAUGAAAAUGACGAGCAACGAAGGUUUCCCGGACAAGCACAAGGUCUUGCAUGUCAUCACUGAGGAGAUGCGCGACCGUGAAUUGAAGGAUUUCUACACAGAUUCCAUCCAAGAAUGCUUUCACAUACUCGACUUGGGUAACAAAAGUGACAAGUGCGAUUAUUCGCGGAAUCUUGUGACUUGUUUGAGUGAACGUGCCAAGAGCAAUUGCGACGAUUGGAAUGGAAAUAGUAGUAUUUUGUUCAAUUAGUGUGUGUU